Asparagus officinalis (garden asparagus) is the source of this 1195-nucleotide messenger RNA. RefSeq names its product NAC domain-containing protein 83-like. The record is from RefSeq and is a predicted model, not a curated record. Gene Ontology annotation, molecular function: DNA binding. Bases 229 to 888 code for a protein of 219 amino acids. NCBI's taxonomy places the organism in Eukaryota, Viridiplantae, Streptophyta, Magnoliopsida, Asparagales, Asparagaceae. The transcript has 3 exons. Gene Ontology annotation, biological process: regulation of DNA-templated transcription.
AACCUUCUCCCUCUCUCUCUCAUGUUCUCGUCUCUCUCUACUCUCUCUACUCUCUCUACUCUCUCUCUCUCCUCCCUUUGAGUUUGCUAUCCACAACAAAAUGUUACAUGUGCUCUUUUGAAGCUUAGCUCAAGGGACCAACUAUAUAUAAUCUCAUACAACCAAUCAAAAGAGAGAGAGAGGGAGAGAGGCGGAGAGCAAGAGGCUGGUAUCGUAUAGCUAUUGCCAAUGGAGAAGCCAAGUCCGAGACCAGGUAUCGUCGUGCACCAAAAUGUAAUGACCAAAUUGCCCCCGGGGUUCAGGUUCCACCCAACCGAUGAGGAGCUAGUCGUCCAAUACCUCCGGAGAAAAGCCUACUCGUGCCCAUUGCCCGCCGCCAUCAUCCCCGAGAUCGACCUCGGGAAACACGACCCUUGGGAUCUCCCCGGUGGGCGUGAACAUGAGAGAUAUUUCUUCGCCCUUAGAGAGGCGAAGUACCCGAACGGUAAUCGCUCUAAUCGGGCGACUGGAUGCGGGUACUGGAAGGCGACGGGGAAAGACAAGGCGAUCGUGGCGUCGAAGUGCAAUCAAGUGGCGGGGAUGAAGAAAACCCUAGUCUUCUAUUGCGGAAAGGCCCCCAGCGGGUCAAAGACCGACUGGAUAAUGCACGAGUAUCGCCUAGCUAGCCCUCCUCAGAGAAAGAAGUCGACCAAUAGUUCCAUCGUCCUCCCCCCAAGAGAUUGGGUGUUGUGUCGCAUAUUCAUGAAGAAAAGAGCUACAAGGAUGGAUACGGACACCGAGGAAGGAGAACAUCCCGUCGGUUUCAUAGACUUCUUGGGUCAGCGAAGAGACGAUCGUCGCCCUUCCUCACCGUCCAACUCAGAUUCUAGUUGCGUUACCUACACGUGAUUCUAGCAAUGGAGAUGAUCACACUUCGUCGUCUCCAUAAGGAGGGAGGAGGAGGAAGAAGGGGAGAACAUAGUGAGGGAGGGGGCGGAAAAAAAAAAUAACCUUUAUAUAUGAGCCUUUUUUUGCGUAUAUUUAAAAACUCUUAGGGACUUUGUAAGUUUUUCUAAGAUGUAAACUUUGUGUAAGUUUCUUCUCGAUGCAAAAGAGAGCCUCUGUAUACAUAUCGUGCUAGCCUAGAGCUUCAAAUUGUACGUCUUUCCCUUUGCACAAAUUAACAUGGCAAUAUGAAUUACUGAACUACGUAUAA